Molecule: messenger RNA, 2399 nt
Organism: Drosophila albomicans
Lineage: Eukaryota; Metazoa; Arthropoda; Insecta; Diptera; Drosophilidae
Product: ATP-binding cassette sub-family F member 3
Exons: 7
Coding region: 189-2315 (708 amino acids)
Molecular function (GO): ATP hydrolysis activity; ATP binding
Source: RefSeq, a predicted model, not a curated record
UGGGGUUUCUUUUUUGUUGGCACGUUGACGAGCGACCAACGCAUUGGGGCAGCACUUAAUCAAAAAUAAUAAUAAAUCAAUUAAAAUUAGGCCAGUGCCAGAGCGUCCCAUUGUGCAGCAACCCAAGUUGGAUUGCGCUUGAUCAAGGUCAAUUGUAGGUAUUACAAAUAAUAAUAAGUUACGCCAGGAUGAGUCAAUACGCCAGUAUUUUGCAACGCGAGUUUCCGGCAAUCGACAAUGAGCUGAAGGACUAUGUGGAGGGCGUCCUAACGGGCAGUGUCGAAGACUUCGAUACGUGCGACGAUAUCUUUGAUGCCGUCGGCGACAUUCUCCAAGGCAUUGAUGGCGAACGCUCGGAAGAAAACAUUCGAGCUCUGUGUGAUGAAUUCUUCGGCAUUAUGAAAAACAACUCGAAGAAUGUAGAACGUAAGGUGCUCAAUGCUCCCGUUAAUAUCGAGGAAAUGGCUAAGAAUAUGGAGCGUAUGGACAAGGAUAUGCAGAGCAUUUGGGUGGUAAACAAGGAUGGUGGUAACAAAGUGGACUCGAAAAAGCUGGAAAAGGCGGAAGCAAAGCUGAUGCAGAAGCAGGAGAAGCGUCAGGAGGUAACCAAACUGGGUGUUGUGCCAGUCGCCGUCAAGUUGCAGACGGCAACUGCUUCGCAGGUGACCAACAAAAAGAAUACCAAAUUGGACCAGAAGGGACUCAAUCGCUCCAUGGAUAUAAAAAUCGAAAAUUUCGAUUUAGCUUUUGGAGAAAAAGUUCUACUGCAAAAUGCCAAUCUGUUGCUAUCCUUUGGUCGUCGCUAUGGUCUGGUUGGUCGCAAUGGACUGGGCAAGACAACGCUGUUGCGCAUGAUUGCCGAGCGUCAGCUGCAAAUACCGUCGCAUAUCUCUGUGCUGCAUGUGGAGCAGGAAGUGGUUGGCGACGAUACUUCCGCUGUGGACAGUGUGCUCGAAUGUGAUACGGAGCGAACGCGUCUGUUGACCCGCGAAAAGGAAAUUCUGGCCGCCUUGAAUAGCGGUGUACAGGAUGCAGCGCUUUCCAGCGAGCUGAGCGAAACAUAUGCCGCCUUGCAGAACAUUGAGGCGGACAAGGCAGUGGCACGAGCGUCUGUGAUACUUAAGGGUCUCGGUUUCGAUGCGGACAUGCAGCUGAGACCCACGAAAUCAUUCUCAGGUGGCUGGCGUAUGCGUUUGGCAUUGGCCAGGGCGUUGUUCUCUAAGCCGGAUCUGCUGCUGCUCGAUGAGCCGACGAACAUGUUGGACAUUAAGGCCAUCAUUUGGCUGGAAACUUAUUUGCAAACGUGGCCUACAACCAUAUUGGUGGUGUCUCACGAUCGUAAUUUUCUGGAUACUGUGCCCACGGAUAUUAUUCACUUACAUUCCCAGGAACUUGAGGCAUACAAGGGAAAUUACGAGCAAUUUGAGAAGACCAAGACAGAGAAACUAAAGUCGCAGCGGCGAGAGUACGAGGCACAAUUGGCUCAUCGAGCGCAUGUUCAGGAAUUCAUUGAUCGCUUCAGAUACAAUGCCAAUCGUGCGUCAUCUGUGCAGUCCAAAAUCAAAAUGCUGGAGAAACUGCCUGAGCUUAAGCCUGUGGAGAAGGAAACCAUUGUAACGCUCAAGUUUCCCGAAGUGGAACCACUCAAUCCGCCCGUGCUGGCCAUCUCAGAAGUCUCCUUCCGUUACAAUCCCACAGAUCCGUUGCCCAUCUUCAAGGGCGUCAAUCUAUCAGCCACAUCGGAUUCACGCAUUUGUAUUGUCGGCGAGAACGGAGCUGGUAAAUCGACACUGCUCAAGAUCAUUGUGGGUCAGCUGAGUACGAUCUAUGGCAAUAUUGUCCUACAUCGCGGUCUGCGCAUCGGUUAUUUUGCCCAGCAUCAUGUGGAUCACUUGAAUAUGAAUGUUACGUGUGUUGGUGUCUUGGCUGAGCUGUAUCCCGGCAAGCCAGACGAGGAAUAUCGUCGACAAUUAGGUAGUUUUGGUAUUUCGGGACCACUCGCUCUCCAGAGCAUAGCCAGCUUAUCUGGAGGACAGAAAUCACGCGUGGCCUUAGCGAAAAUGUGUAUGGCGGAACCCAAUUUCCUGGUACUUGAUGAGCCGACUAAUCAUUUAGAUAUUGAAACGAUCGAUGCUCUGGGGCGAGCUAUAAAUGCUUUCAAGGGUGGCGUCAUUCUUGUCUCUCACGACGAGCGUCUCAUUAAGGUCGUCUGCAAAGAGCUCUGGGUUUGUGGGAAUCGCACAGUGCGCGCUAUCGAAGGUGGCUUGGAUGAAUACAAGAAAGAAGUCUACAAGGAAAUCGAAGCUAAUAGUUGAAUUUUAUUUAUUUUACACCCAACAAUAAGUGAAACAAUUUAGCAAUAAAUUUGUAGUAUGUCAAAUCAUACAUAAAACAUGAAA